Messenger RNA from Adineta steineri, 270 nucleotides. The record is from the annotation of a GenBank genome assembly. NCBI's taxonomy places the organism in Eukaryota, Metazoa, Rotifera, Eurotatoria, Adinetida, Adinetidae.
AUGAUUUAUAUAGGUUUAGCAUUACCAUUUCUUAUACCACCAUGGCAUUUGUCAACUAUUCGAAUUGAUUUACACGUUGUUGGUACUUUACUCAUUAUUACUGGUAUUUUAUAUUUUAUAAAAACAUUUAAAUAUAAAGAGAAUAAUCCGGAUGAAAUAAAUGAAGAUACUACUAUUCUCAGUGCAUCGAAUUCAUUUUCUCAACCAUCAGUUUCAACACAAACAGUAACAACUAUGGGAAUUAAUAGUGAUCAAGAUAUGAAACCAUAA